GUGUCUGACGCGCCUCCUUCUUCUCCACUAUCUCUGGGAUUCUGGGGCACUGGGGUGCGGAGUCCCGGACUUGGAGUCCCAGGCAGUUUCCUUGUGUCCCCCGUGUCCCCCGGAUUCUAGAGCCAGCCUUCCGAGGCAGGAGGACGUGGCAGGCAGGAUAUCAUUUUCAGAAUGCGGGAUGGUGCCUCUGCCUUAAGUCCCUUAAGAAGACUAUCACACCUAGACUGAUGCUUAUCGAUCAUCCCCGUCACUGAGGUGCGAAAGCCCCGUCAUUGAGACCUGUAUUUUUAAUUCUCUAAUGUAAGAUCCACCCCAAAAAGCAGACAUUUUUUUCAUUGCCUUGAUUUUUGGCAGCCCUGAAUUCUGACCUGUCUCUUCAGCCUGGUUAAGACUGUUGCCUUCUGCUUGAACUCCAUUCAGCUGUGCCACAGUUCGCACAUCUGUAAGGAUGCCUUAGAAAAAGAAUCAUGGAGAAGUAUGUUAGACUACAAAAGAUUGGAGAAGGUUCCUUUGGAAAAGCCAUUCUUGUUAAAUCUAAAGAAGAUGGCAGACAGUAUGUUAUCAAGGAAAUUAACAUCUCAAGAAUGUCCAGUAAAGAAAGGGAAGAAUCAAGGAGAGAAGUUGCAGUGUUGGCAAACAUGAAACAUCCAAAUAUUGUCCAGUAUAGAGAAUCAUUUGAAGAAAAUGGUGCUCUCUACAUAGUGAUGGAUUACUGUGAAGGAGGGGAUCUGUUCAAACGAAUAAAUGCUCAGAAAGACAUCUUAUUUCAAGAGGAUCAGAUUUUGGACUGGUUUGUACAGAUUUGUUUGGCCCUGAAACAUGUACAUGAUAGAAAAAUUCUUCAUCGAGACAUAAAAUCACAGAAUAUAUUUUUAACCAAAGAUGGGACUGUUCAACUUGGAGAUUUUGGAAUUGCUAGAGUUCUUAAUAGCACUGUAGAGCUGGCUCGAACUUGCAUAGGCACCCCAUACUACUUGUCACCUGAAAUCUGUGAAAACAAACCUUAUAAUAAUAAAAGUGAUAUUUGGGCUCUGGGGUGUGUCCUUUAUGAGAUGUGCACACUUAAACAUGCAUUUGAAGCUGGAAACAUGAAAAACCUGGUCCUGAAGAUAAUAUCUGGAUCUUUUCCACCUGUGUCUUUGCAUUAUUCCUAUGAUCUCCGCAAUUUGCUGUCUCAGUUAUUUAAAAGAAAUCCUAGGGAUAGACCAUCAGUUAACUCCAUAUUGGAGAAAGGUUUUAUAGCCAAACGCAUUGAAAAAUUUCUCUCACCUCAGCUUAUUGCAGAAGAAUUUUGUCUAAAAGCAUUUCCAAAGUUGGGACCACAGCCUAUACCAGCCAAAAGACCAGCUUCAGGACAAAGCAUGGCUUCUCUUGUGCCUGCUCAGAAAAUUACAAAGCCUGCUGCUAAAUAUGGAGUACCUUUAAUAAAUAAGAAAUAUGGAGAUGUACCUAAAAAAUUACAUGAAAAGAAACCACUUCAAAAACAUAAACAGGCCCAUCAAAUUCCAGUGAAGAAAAUGAAUCCUGGAGAAGAAAGGAGGAAAAUGUUUGAGGAAGCACCAAGAAAGAGAAGGUUGGAAUUUAAUGAAAAAGAAAAGAAACAAAAGGAUCAGAUUAGUUUUAUGAAGGCUGAACAGAUGAAAAGGCAAGAAAAGGAAAGGUUGGAGAGAAUAAAUAGGGCCAGGGAGCAAGGAUGGAGAAAUGUGCUAAGUGCUGGUGGAAGUGGUGAAGUAAAGGCUCCCUUUUCUGGCAUUGGAGGGGCAGUGGUUCCAUCAUCCUUUUCUCCGCGGGGACAGUAUGAACAUUACCACGCUAUUUUUGAUCAAAUGCAGCAACGAAGAGCAGAAGAUAAUGAAGUUAAAUGGAAAGGAGAUAUAAAUGGUCGUAGGCUUCUAGAAAGAGGAAUUCCACCUGGAAUACGUCCAGGAUUUCCUAAUGGGUCUGCAGGUCAUCACCAUUUCCCUGAUGCUGAUGCUAUUAGAAAAACUUUGAAAAGAUUGAAGGCCAUGUCUAAACAAGCCAGUGCAAACAGGCAAAAAGGACAGCUAGCUGUGGAAAAAGCUAAACAAGUGGAAGAGUUCCUACAGCGAAAACAAGAAGCAAUGCAGAAUAAAGCUCGAGCUGAAGGACAUAUGGGAAUCCUGCAAAACCUGGCAGCUAUGUAUGGAGGCAGGUCCAGCUCUUCAAGAGGAGGGAAGCCAAGAAACAAAGAGGAAGAGGUUUAUCUGGCAAGGCUGAGACAAAUAAGACUACAGAAUUUCAAUGAGCGUCAACAGAUUAGAGCCAAACUUCGUGGUGAAAAGAAUGAAGCUGAUAGUUUUGAAGGACAAGAAGGAAGUGAAGAGGCUGACAUGAGACGCAAAAAAAUAGAAGCACUUAAGGCCCAAGCAAAUGCGCGUGCUGCUGUACUAAAAGAACAACUAGAGCGAAAGAGAAAGGAAGCAUAUGAGAGAGAAAAGAAAGUGUGGGAAGAGCAUUUGGUGGCUAAAGGAGUAAAGAAUUCUGAUGUGUCUCCGCCUUUGGGAGAGCAUGAAAUAGGUGGCUCCCUGUCGAAGCAACAAAUAAGAUCUGUUAUUUCUAUGACUUCAGCAUUGAAAGAAAUGGGUAUGGACAGAAGUUUAACUGAUACCCAGGAAACUUCAGAAGAAAUGCAAAAGGCCAACAAUGCUAUUUCAAGUAAGCGAGAAAUAUUACGUAGAUUGAAUCAAAAUCUUAAAGCUCAAGAAGAUGAAAACAGCAAGCAGCAUUGCUCUGAUACCUGUGAGGUAAUUGUUCAUGAAGAUGCCAAAGAGCAUGAAGAAGAAAAAUCGGUGUCAUCUGAUCGUAAGAAGUGGGAGGAAGGAGGUCAACUUGUAAUUCCUCUGGAUGAGUUAACACUGGAUACAUCCUUCUCUGCAUCUGAAAAAAAUAUAAUGGGAGAGGUUAUUAAAUUAGAUCCUGGUGGAUCUCCAAGAAGAGCCUGGGAAAAAAGCUCUACAGAUUCUGUUCUCAAGAUUCUUGGAGAAGCUGAACUUCAACCUCAGACAGAACUACUGGAAAACACAGCUGUUACAAGUGAGAUUUCUUGUGAAGGGGAAAUGUAUGAACCCUUAAUCACUAGAGAAUUACAGUGUAUUUCACUUGAAAUAAACCCCUCAGCUGCUGCUACUGUUGAUUCCUCUGUUGAGACAGAAAGUCUUAAGUUUAGGGAGGAAUCUCCACAGAUAUCAUUGAAACUAGAAAGAAAUUUGGAUGAGCCUGAUGAUUUGGAAACAGAAGUUUUACAAGAGCCAAGUGAAAUGAACAAAGAUGGUAUCUUGCCAUGUACUAUUAUUACUGAUGUGUGGAUUAAUAAGACAAAAGAAACAGAGAAAACUGAGUUGGAAGAUAGAAUCAUCAUUCAUCAAGAUGAAGUUUCUAAAGGUGGAAUUCCAGUGAAUGUGGACCAGCUUAGUCCAGUUCAUAUAGAACGUGGAGUAGAUGAUUCUCAGCACUCUAGAUGUAAUGUAGAUAAAUCUUUGCCAUCAGAGCCAUUUUUCCAUAAAGUGUUUCAGUCUGAAGACUUGAAAGUAGUCUCUCAAGUUCAACCAGUUCACUGUUCAUUAGAAGAGUCCUUUCUACUUCGACCUCACUCUGAUUCACCACCAAAAAAUAAAAGCAAGAAUUCUUUGCUCAUUGGACUUUCAACUGGCCUGUUUGAUGCAAACAAUCCAAAGAUGUUAAGGACAUGUUCACUUCCAGAUCUCUCGAGGCUGUUCAGAACACCAAUGGAUGUUCCCACUAUAGGAGAUGUACGCCAAGACAAUCUUGAAAUAGAUGAAAUUGAAGAUGAGAACAUUAAAGGGCCUUCUGAAUACAUUGUAUUUGAAGAAACUGACACAGAUUUACAAGAGCUUCAAGCCUCAAUGGAGCAAUUGCUUAGGGAACAACCUGGUGAAGAAUAUAGUGAGGAGGAAGAAUCGGUCUUAAAGACCAGCGAUGUAGAGCGGACUGCAAACGGGACAGAUCCGGCGGAUGAGGAUGACAAUCCCAGCAGUGAAAGUGCCCUAAAUGAAGAAUGGCACUCAGAUAACAGUGAUGGUGAGAUUACUAGUGAAUGUGAAUGUGAUAGUCUCUUUAACCACUUGGAGGAACUGAGGCUUCACCUGGAGCAGGAGAUAGGCUUUGAAAAGUUCUUUGAGGUUUAUGAGAAAGUAAAGGCUAUUCAUGAAGAUGAAGAUGAAAAUAUUGAAAUUUGUUCAACAAUAGUUCAGACUAUUUUGGGAAAUGAACAUCAGCAUCUUUAUGCCAAGAUUCUUCAUUUAGUCAUGGCAGAUGGAGCCUAUCAAGAAGAUAAUGAUGAAUAAUCCUGACUCAGAAUAUUCUUUAAUUCUCAACUGUUUGGAAGCAUUUAAAUUCAGCUUAAAUUCAGCAUUUAAAUUCAGAAUAACAAGCUUUAGGGGGAAAUUAUUUAUACUCUAAGGAAUAUCAUAUUUAAGAUGGGCAUACCAAUUGCAUGAAAAAGAUGAAACAUGCCAUUUUUCAAUUAAGAUUCUAGUAUUUUAUUCUGUUUCAUUUGUUGCGUUCUAUAGUUAUCUAUAGAAUAGAUACUUUAUUAAAUCAUUCAGCCAAAGCAUAAGAGACACUGAACCAGAAUUGAAUUUAAAGUUUUUGAAGAAGAUAUUUUAUGCAGUAAGGUAAAUUUGACUUUCAGCAAAUGUCUUUAGGCUGAAAAAAUUAGUGUCCAGAAAGACCUGCCUAAGUCUUAAUCAUUUAAGCAUGACCUUUUUUUUUUCUGCCUAGUAUGUGUUUUCAUCCUGGCCAGCAGUUCCGCUUAAAAUAACCUUGUCAAGGGCUCUAUUUAAAUCUUUGCAAUUUUGAAGAUAGAAUUUUAAGCCUUAAAGUUUAUACUCGCAGUCCUUUUUCAAGUGUCUCUUGAAAUAACUCAGUGGAAACAGUCUGCGGAAACAGUCUCAGAAAUCGCAAAAGAUUUGAUUACGAAAGAAUAAAAAUAUUUCCUGAUAUUUAAAAAGCUGGUUAAUUCUUUUUUUCUUUAAGGACCAGAACCAGGAAUAUUAUAUCUAAAGGUUAAGUCUGUGAAUUUUAACAUUGAUCUAGAAUGUGACAUAAAGUUGCCCCUUUGAUUUUAACUUCCUUUCACGAGUGUGCUUCAAGAGCAAAAUGAGGUAAAUAGGAGAAAGAAAUCAUUUUUAUUUUGACACUAACAGUUUUGGUGACUAGUAUCUCAAAGGAAGGGGGAGAAAUGUUUGCAUCUUUUGCUUAUUUCUGUUAUGAGAGGAUUCAGGUCAUUAAGAUGAUGGUCACACAGCUUCAAUUGCAAUUGGCCAAGUAUUACAUGGUUUCAUUAGAGAUAUCUAAAGUCCAGAUGCUUUCAGUAAUGAAAACAGAAUUUCUGCAUACAAAGCAGCCUGCUUGGCACAAUAUAGAAUUUGAAAAAUAAAACCUUAUCUUGCAGCCCUAUCAUUACAAUGUUGAAGUUAUGUAUGUUAUUUCUAACAACCAAAACUGAAUACUUGAUUUUUAUACAUUUAUUUUAUGAUAUUACUGUUAAAUUUUUAUCUACCUAAAGUGUAACUACAAAUCAUCUUUUAUUUAUUGGCACUAUUCUGUAUAGAACGCUUUUACACAGAGCUGAGAAUACUUGGGGGUUUUGUUGUUCUUCUUGCCUAUUCUAUAGUAUAUUGACACAAAGACCCUCUUUCUGUCCUCCUAAUACAGUUUUGUUCUGUGCCUGAUAAUUUCUGAUCUUCUUUUACUAAUAAAAGAAUAUUUUAAAUCUGCA
Molecule: messenger RNA, 5761 nt
Organism: Choloepus didactylus (southern two-toed sloth)
Lineage: Eukaryota; Metazoa; Chordata; Mammalia; Pilosa; Megalonychidae
Gene: NEK1
Product: NIMA related kinase 1
Exons: 38
Coding region: 468-4325 (1285 amino acids)
Biological process (GO): protein phosphorylation
Molecular function (GO): protein kinase activity; ATP binding
Source: RefSeq, a predicted model, not a curated record